AUGGGGAAGACGCGCGUCAUCUCCAAGGGUUACCGCCACGGCACCCGCGACAAGUAUUCCAAGAAGUACCGCACGAAGGGCAGACCCGGCAUCGCCCGCUACCUUGUGAACUUCAAGCGUGGAGACUACGUCGACAUCGUGGCAGAUCCCUCCAUCCAGAAAGGCUUGCCCUACUCCCUCUACCAUGGUCGCACCGGCAUCGUGUUCAACGUCAACCUCAACGCUUUGGGCGUAGAGAUCACCAAGAUUGUGGGAAACCGCCAGCUGCGAAAGCGUAUCCAUGUGCGCAUUGAGCACGUGCGCAAGUCUCGCUGCAACGAGGCCUUCAAGAAGCGCGUGAAGGAGAACGACCGCAAGAAGCAGCAGGCCAAGGCUGAGGGCAAGACCAUUUCGGUGAAGCGCCAGCCAGAGGGGCCCAAGGAAAAGAAGACGGUCGAGGCCAACCCAGAUGAGGUGGAGGUGUUGGCGCCCCUCCCUUUCGUGGAGAAUUACUUCUGA
This is a messenger RNA of Symbiodinium pilosum, 498 nucleotides long. NCBI's taxonomy places the organism in Eukaryota, Dinophyceae, Suessiales, Symbiodiniaceae. The record is from the annotation of a GenBank genome assembly.